Messenger RNA from Saccharomyces kudriavzevii IFO 1802, 846 nucleotides. It is a transcript of the gene GDT1, whose product is annotated as putative ribosome biosynthesis protein GDT1. The transcript has a single exon. Gene Ontology annotation, cellular component: fungal-type vacuole membrane; Golgi apparatus. The record is from RefSeq and is a predicted model, not a curated record. Lineage: Eukaryota; Fungi; Ascomycota; Saccharomycetes; Saccharomycetales; Saccharomycetaceae. Gene Ontology annotation, biological process: Golgi calcium ion transport; manganese ion transmembrane transport; calcium ion transmembrane transport. Bases 1 to 846 code for a protein of 281 amino acids. Gene Ontology annotation, molecular function: calcium ion transmembrane transporter activity; manganese ion transmembrane transporter activity.
AUGGGAAAUAUGAUAAAAAAGACAUAUUUGCUCGCUCUGCUACCACUGCUUGCAACAGCUGCUUCUACUGCAGCAGCUGAUGCAGGAACAUCUGCGGAUACCGAAGGCUCAUCACACCUAAAGUCAUUUUUAAUGUCCAUUUCUAUGAUUGGGCUUUCUGAAAUAGGUGAUAAAACUUUUUUGAUUGCAGCCUUGAUGGCAAUGCGCCAUCGAAGACUUUUAGUCUUUUCAGCAGCAGCCACUUCCCUUGCCAUCAUGACUGUUUUGUCUGGUGUUGUAGGCCACUCCGUUGUUGCCUUUCUUUCUGAACGUUAUACAGCAUUUUUGGCUGGUAUUUUGUUCCUCGUAUUCGGCUAUAAAUUGACCAUGGAAGGUUUGGAGAUGUCCAAGGAUGCAGGUGUUGAAGAAGAUAUGGCUGAAGUGGAGGAGGAGAUUGCGAUCAAAGACGUGAACAAGGAUAUGAACGAUGUUGAGAAAGGUGGUGAAACUGCUCGUGAUAAACAGUUGAAGAAUGUUUCGACGGGAGGGAAGAUCGUACACAGACUUCGAGAACUAGCAUCAUUUAUGUUUUCCCCAAUAUGGGUUCAAAUUUUUUUGAUGGUCUUUUUAGGAGAAUUGGGUGAUCGUUCACAAAUAAGUAUUAUUGCCCUUGCUACUGACAGCGACUACUGGUACGUGAUUGGAGGUGCUGUUGUUGGACAUGCUAUUUGUACUGGCCUAGCUGUGGUUGGUGGAAAAUUAUUGGCAACAAAAAUUAGCAUAAGGAGUAUCACUCUUGCUAGCUCAUUAUUGUUUUUCAUUUUUGCUCUGAUGUAUAUAUAUCAAGCAUUCACAACAUCAACCUGA